GUAGGCGUACUUAUAAGACUAUAUUACAGGAGUUCGAGCGAGAGAGAUGAUGCCGGUUCACGCGUGUUAAGCGAAUCAACAAUCGAGCCGGAAACAAAACUCAGUACUAAGUGCAGUGUACGCACGUGCUUGGGGACAAUUGCCGCUCGCGCCUAUCCUAGUGACAAGAAACUGUGUGCAACAUGGAAGAAGAAAGACUAUCUCACUCAAAACUAUCAAGUUCAUCAGAAGCUUCACCUAUUUGCACAACAUUCUCUUCAGAUACAUGUUACAACGGAUCAGAGAGAAUAUAUGUUAAAAUUUAUUUCUGAUAAUCCAGAAAUUAUUACACACAGCAGCACUAAAGACAAUGAAAGAGCAUUGUGGAAAGAACUGGUGACAAAACUGAACGAUUUGAAACCUGAAAAAUCAAUAGAUAAUUGGAAAAAUUUUUGGCAAAGAUGGCAGGCAAGUGUGAGUUCAAAGCCUGAAAGUAUUUUGACUCCAUUAGAUUGCAAACUCAAAGUUUUUAUAGCUAAAAUCAUGAAUAACUCGGAGACUAUUGAAAGAGAAGACUCAAGAGCUCGCUACACUAUUAAAGAAAUUGAAGAUACCAUAAGGGAUAUUGAAAAAGAAAGAAGUAAACAGCAGCUUCAAAUUGACGAGAAUGACUACAAAAUUGAAAUUUAUAAGAUCAAUAUUAAACGGUUAGAGAAUGAAAACACUGAAAAGCGUAAAAGAAUACAACAAAUUAAUGAUAAGAAAAGGCAUUUACACAAACAAAGAAGAAUAAUUACAGGAAGAGUAGAAAAUGUUUAUGAGUCUUCAAAAUUUAAUACGUUAAAGAAAGAAAUAAAAAAAGAACCCCUUGUAUAAAAUUGAUAGUUUUAGCUUUGUGUUAUAAUAUUGUUUACUCUACAAGUACUUUAAAGUUAAUUAUUAAUUUGUUUAAUCUUAAGCAAGUAUGAUUUUUUUAUAGAGUUAAAUAAAUAAUUCUAUUAUAAUCGUGUACUUUGAAUAAAUUGCAUGAUUAGAAAAAAC
Nasonia vitripennis (jewel wasp) is the source of this 1020-nucleotide messenger RNA. RefSeq lists its product as uncharacterized. Lineage: Eukaryota; Metazoa; Arthropoda; Insecta; Hymenoptera; Pteromalidae. The record is from RefSeq and is a predicted model, not a curated record. Bases 292 to 855 code for a protein of 187 amino acids. The transcript is spliced from 5 exons.